Hippocampus comes (tiger tail seahorse) is the source of this 2992-nucleotide messenger RNA. RefSeq names its product solute carrier family 26 member 6, tandem duplicate 1 (gene slc26a6.1). Bases 858 to 2828 code for a protein of 656 amino acids. The transcript is spliced from 20 exons. NCBI's taxonomy places the organism in Eukaryota, Metazoa, Chordata, Actinopteri, Syngnathiformes, Syngnathidae. Gene Ontology annotation, molecular function: secondary active sulfate transmembrane transporter activity. The record is from RefSeq and is a predicted model, not a curated record. Gene Ontology annotation, cellular component: membrane. Gene Ontology annotation, biological process: sulfate transmembrane transport.
GAGUUUUUUUUUUGUCUCAAACGUAUCACAUCACCUCCAAACCUUUUAACUGUUAGAAAAUAAUCAUGGUAAAGGACCUCUUCCCUAGCGUGCCGCGGCUCUCUCAAACGGACAAGGAAAAAGUGGGAGUUUAUUUUUACUUUUUUUAAUAGUCUUGGUCAGACACUGUACGAAUACAAUUUGUAUGACUAUUACUACUAGAUAUGUUUUGCUUUUUACUUUUUGUGGCAAGAAGUCUCGCCCCCAUGCCACGUCAUCAUCUUGAAUGUUGUUUCCUGAACGUUGGUUCGAUUAUCCGAAGAGGGGGAACGAAACAUCACGCAUACUUUCGAUUUAAAUUGUAUUGACGGUAUUUUCUUCCGUUGUGUCACGGUAUACAUUAUCCUUGCGCAAGGGGAUUUUGAACAUGUAGUUGCUUCCUGUUUUCUCCGAUGUCUUUUUAUUAAUUUAUGUUUGAAGAUUGUUAGCGUAUUUAGUUCACUAUAUUUUAAAGCUGCGCUGUGAUUCCGGGGGGAACGCCACCUGACAUCACGAAAGAAAGAAACCAUAAUAGAGGCAUUCAGACCAAAAGAACGGAGGUGGUGGGGCAGCACAGAAGGGGGUUGUAUACGCUGUGCUCUGUCCGGAGUUCACGGCUGCUCCCCACCCUCCUGGACUCACGUGUGCUUUUGUGUGCUUUGCUCCCCGCUCUCACCGUGGAGUGUGAACUCUUAUUCUCUUGAGUUGCAAAGCCUUCCAACUCACUUAUGUGUCCUUUCGCAGAGGGAAAAGUGCAUAGGACACAGUGAAGGCACACUAAGGAUAAAAAGUGAAAGUCUUCCUUUUUUUCUCCCAUUAAUCCCUAAACUUGUUUUGAGAUGGAUGACACUGAGCAAAAUGACCAUCCCGACAACAGGCCUUAUCUUGCUGUGGCCCUGGAUGAGGCCCAGCUGGAGGUCAUUGGGCAGCGAGUCGACACGUCCGUGCCCUUCUUGGAGAGGGUCAAGAUGCAAUGCCGGUAUUCGGUCUCCAGGUUAAAAAGCACUUUGCUGGGCUUGUUUCCCAUCCUGUCAUGGCUGCCUCACUACUCCAUCAGAGGAAGUGCAGUAGGAGACUUGGUGUCUGGGCUUAGUGUGGGCGUCAUGCAUCUGCCACAGGGUAUGGCCAACGCCAUGUUGGUUGGCGUGCCCCCAGUUUUUGGCCUCUACACAUCUCUCUACCCGCUGAUCAUCUACUUCAUAUUUGGAACUUCAAGACAUCUCUCCUUGGGAACCUUUGCUGUCCUGGCCAUCAUGAUUGGGUCUGUCCCUGCCAUUGUGGAGUUGCCUAACGAUGGUGCUGAUAUGGUGGCAGCUAAAGUAAACAUAGCCGUCCAACUUACCUUGCUCUGUGGUCUCAUACAGCUCCUGCUUUAUUUGCUGCGCUGCGGGGCCGUGUGCCGCUGGUUGUCCGAUCCUCUCAUCAGAGGCUACACAACAGGUGCCGCCCUGCAUGUGAUUGCCCUGCAGCUGCCCCUCAUGACGGGAAUAUUUGCACAGAGACACACCGGACUGAUGGCCUCCGCUUGGAUUUUACACGAUGUCCUGUGUGGAAUGAGCAGUUUAAUACCAGGAACUCUGUCCGUCACUGUGGUUUCUACGGUGCUACUCAUUGGGGGCAAAAUGUUGAAUAAACAUUUUAAAAGCAAGCUGCCGGCGGCCAUACCCUGGGAAGUUGUCCUGAUUGUCCUGGGUACUGUGGUUUCGGUGCAGAUGAAUCUGGCUGGACAACACAGAGUCCAGGUGGUUGGAGAUAUUCCCUCUGGCCUGUCACCCCCCAUCGUCCCCUCUCUCUCCAUGGCCAGGGAACUGUUCGUUCCGGCUCUGUCGGUCGCUCUGGUGGGCUUCAGCUUCCUCUCGGCCAUGGGCUCGGUAUUUGCCCACAAACAUGGUUACCACUUUGACUCCAGUCAGGACCUGCUGGCUCUGGGUUUGUGUAACUCUAUCGGAGCCAUGUUCCAGUGUUUUGCUGUCAGUUGCUCCUUCUCACGCAGUAUGGUUCAAGAAAGCAUUGGUGUCAAAUCACAGAUGUCAGGCCUGGUAUCAGCCCUGAUGAUUUUAACCGUUUUGCUGAAAAUUGGUCAUCUCUUCGAGCAGCUGCCAAAGGCAAUUUUAGCAGUGAUCAUUGUGGUGAACCUGCAGGGGUUGCUGGCUCAGUUUCAAGAUGUGGUUUUGUUGUGGAAGUCUGAUCGAUUUGACCUGCUUGUGUGGGUGGCAUCACUGAUUUCAACUCUAGUCCUAAAUUUGGAUCUGGGUCUGGCAGUGGCCAUCGCCUUUUCUCUCCUUGUGCUCAUCUACAGAACACAACGCUCCUCCACUGCAGUCUUGGGUCAAAUUCCUGGUACAGAUUGUUACAUAGAUGUGCAGCUCUACAAUGAGGCAAAGAUGGUUCCAGGCGUUACGAUAAUCCUUUGUCCCAGUCCAAUUUAUUUCGCUAACUCUGAAAUGAUCUUCACUGAAAUCACACAGAUUGUAAGUCGUGCUGAGAACGAGAACCCACCAGGGGAUCACACCGCCGCCCAGUUGCCAACACACGGCCACUCCUUGAUUCUGGAUCUCAGCUCAGUCAGCUUCAUGGACAGCGUCGCCAUGACGGCGCUUUGCAAGCUUGUGGAGAACUUGGAAGCCCGAAGCCUCCGUGUUUUUCUGGCCUCGUGCCCGGAGAGCCUUUUAGCUCAGCUCCGGUAUCAGGGCUGCAUACCCAACAGCCUGCCCGGCUCCUCCAUCUUUCCAUCAGUCCAUCACGCCGUCCGUCGUUGUGUCAGCUCCCUGCCUGUGCUUCUUGAGGAAUUGACCGCUGAUGCAACAUAAACUUGAAUGUACAACUUGGACGGAUUCCUCCUCCUUCCUUCCCGGAACUUUGAAAGUGUGAUGUUUCCUGAUGAUUACUCCUGAACAAACGAAAUGUCAGAAUGUUUUGGAGUUGUCCAGUUUGCGGUGUAAAUAAAUUUGUGAAAGGAAAUCUGCUGCAGCCA